Molecule: messenger RNA, 1174 nt
Organism: Balearica regulorum gibbericeps (East African grey crowned-crane)
Lineage: Eukaryota; Metazoa; Chordata; Aves; Gruiformes; Gruidae
Source: RefSeq, a predicted model, not a curated record
GAGCAGCUAAAGAGAUAGCACUUCAUAAAGACCCUGCUUUAAGCUGGCAGAACCUUGGUCAUACUGCUUCAUUAAAGAUUGCUGUCCCUUGUCUGUUUCAAAGGAUCACAACACAACUUCAGAGGAUGCUGGUGUUGUGUGACUUCCCAAAAAGUCUGUAUGAAAAAUUUGUUAAUUUUUUUCAGUCCAUCUCACUUCCAUGUCACUGUUUUGGCUUCUCAAACAGCUUGAAUGUUGUGCCAUGGGACCAUGUAUUACUGACCACUGUUUUAAAAGGCCAGAACAUCACUGGUCAAAGAACACAGAAAGGAAGAAAAGUAUUUCUGUGGGAAGCGCUCCCUGUUAUAGAGGCUCGAGUGGAGAAAUUGGUAGACAAAAUGAACUAUAAAGAAGUUGUUCGCUACCUGAGAGCUGUGAAAUGCAACGAUACCAAAGGGUUAAGAGACCUUCGAGAUAAAAUCCCAUUCUAUUUGUGUAAAACCGGAGACUUCCUUGAUGCUGCACAUUCGCUGUUGUUUCCUGUCAACAGCCUUGCGUGCUGUACUGCCUGCCGGAUAACACCGUUCCAGUUUGAGGUCUACCUGAAGAUGUUCAGAACAGGCAGUGUGCCCACUGGAAAGGAUAUGCUAGACUCUGGGCCCUGGAUUACAGUUGGGUCUCCCUUGAAAGAUGGUGUUCUAAUUAAGCAGGCGCUCAAACUCCUUUACAGCAAUGUGUCACUAUACAGGAAUCCUAAAUGCUGGAGUUCCCUCAUCAUGAUUUUGGGUAGUAGCAGUUUGCUGGAAAAAAGUGGGCACCUACAUCCCCUAUCCCUGAAAGAGCCACCACUUGACUUCCAAAAGGGGGUGCUCGCUGCCAGUGGUGGCCUUUUGGAGGAACUGAAGGCAAAAAUUAAUGUUUCUUUACCAUCUGCUAUUUUCUCUCCUCAUAAUAACUUCUGGGCUCUGAGACUGUUAUUGGACCAUCUUUCCUAUGAAGAACAUGUUCUCCACGGCACCGUCAACCUGAUUUUGAGAGAUCUAAAUCGUCAGAAAGCAACAAUGCUAAAAUUGUGGCAAAACCUUGGUCCCCAGUACGUGGGUGAAUUCCUUUGCCUGUUCCUGACAUGCAGACAUAAGAAGAUGCAAUCCAUUGGCCUGUUCACUCUGAAUAUUAUUACAGAGAACCUGCAUAU